AACAGACUCAGAGGAAAAAGAAUGGCUUUGCGCUCUGCUGGUUCGCUCUCUCGGUCCUUGGCCUCCGCCGCUAGGGUUUCGCUCCACCGCUCCGCCCCAACUCUCCGGCGCCUCCGCCCGCCCACUGCUCCCGCCGCUCGCCGCUUCUCCUUCACCUCUCCCAGGAACCUGGGAGAACUGGGAUGCGCACAGUCGCUGCUGCCAAUGCGAACUGCAACAUGCCUCACAUCUCACCUGACUGUCAAUAUGCGUGCUUGUUGCGAGCUGUCUCACGGUACCUUCUGCCGUACUUGUCAGGAUCGCUAGUAGUCUAUUUGGACUUGAAGGGCUUUUUGGAUCGACAUAGCAUAGUUGAGUACAACUAGAUAUUGGAGUGAUCGUAGAGAUUGGAUACUCGCUCUGUUCAGUAGUGAGCACUCAAGGAUUAUGAAAGUUUAGGUAGAGUAUGCAUUUUAAUUAUCCAUAAUAAGAAACUUGGAGAUUGAUCCAAUUUCUGGAAUGACUUUUGGGUUAAUGUCUGUAGUGUUUCAAUUUCAGCCUCAUUCUUGGUCCAUUUCUUUGUUUUGUGGUAGUUGUUUCAACAUUCUGUUGUCAACUCUAAACCUGUACUAGUUUUUCCUGUGAGUACUAGCAUGUCACUUCUGAUAAACUUUGUGGCAUUUGCGAUGACUGAUUGGCUCCGACAAACUUUAUGAAUUCAUGCGUAGUUUAUAAG
Fragaria vesca subsp. vesca is the source of this 715-nucleotide messenger RNA. RefSeq lists its product as uncharacterized. NCBI's taxonomy places the organism in Eukaryota, Viridiplantae, Streptophyta, Magnoliopsida, Rosales, Rosaceae. The record is from RefSeq and is a predicted model, not a curated record. The transcript is spliced from 3 exons. Bases 22 to 306 code for a protein of 94 amino acids.